Guillardia theta CCMP2712 is the source of this 423-nucleotide messenger RNA. RefSeq lists its product as hypothetical. The transcript is spliced from 4 exons. Bases 1 to 423 code for a protein of 140 amino acids. NCBI's taxonomy places the organism in Eukaryota, Cryptophyceae, Pyrenomonadales, Geminigeraceae. The record is from RefSeq and is a predicted model, not a curated record. Gene Ontology annotation, molecular function: diaminohydroxyphosphoribosylaminopyrimidine deaminase activity; zinc ion binding. Gene Ontology annotation, biological process: riboflavin biosynthetic process.
AUGGUGCGGGAUGAGGGCGAAGAAGACCGCAAGUACAUGAGAGUAGCUCUGGAUGAGGCCAGGAAGGGCUUAGGCAAGACACACCCCAACCCCUGUGUUGGAUGCGUGUUAGUCAAGGGAGGACGUGUUGUCGGCAAGGGCUAUCAUCCCAGGGCUGGCAUGCCGCAUGCCGAGGUGUAUGCGCUCUACAUGGCGGGGAAAGAGGCUGCAGGAGCGACAGCUUAUGUCACUCUUGAACCAUGCAAUCACUAUGGCAGAACCCCCCCGUGCAGCCUUGCACUGGUAAAUGCAAAGGUCGGUCGAGUCGUUGUUGGCAUGGCAGAUCCGAAUCCCCUCGUGAACAACAGUGGCGUGGAGACGUUGCUGAGGAAUGGGGUAACUGGAGAAAAGAACGAACGAAUUCAUCUAACAGCUGUGCACUAG